Molecule: messenger RNA, 8061 nt
Organism: Onychostoma macrolepis
Lineage: Eukaryota; Metazoa; Chordata; Actinopteri; Cypriniformes; Cyprinidae
Gene: igdcc4
Product: immunoglobulin superfamily, DCC subclass, member 4
Exons: 20
Coding region: 323-4069 (1248 amino acids)
Biological process (GO): cell-cell adhesion; axon guidance
Cellular component (GO): axon; plasma membrane
Molecular function (GO): protein binding
Source: RefSeq, a predicted model, not a curated record
CAGCUCCAGUGGACACCUAAAGCGGGACUCACUGUGUGUGUGUGUGUGUGUGUGUAAAGAGAGCUAACACACACUCUCACACACUUAACAUUUGGACACAACAUGGCGAUGAGGCGCCGAGAGACACGACGACUCUUCCCCGACUAACACAACCACGUUAUGUUUAUAGGUGGGGGAAGCGCGCGACAGGGAAAUACGUGAAAUUACGCGCAACUAAUUAACCUGAAGAGAUUUUUCCCGAAUUCCAUUAUAUGCAUGUAGCUGUAGCGGUCAUAUAAAGCACACACUGCUUUACCCCGCUGCUGGAAAUCAAACGCUCUACAUGGCGGUGGAGAAUAUCUGGUUCUUCUGUCUACUUUCUCUGGGUUACUGUGGAUUAUCCGUGCAAGAGAAGCCUGUAUCCGUGGAGCUGAGCUGUGGUGCUGGUCCUGUCCAUGUGGUUCUGGAGCCUGAUCACCCUCUGCUGCUGGAAUGCCACCUGGGGGCCAGUGAGGCCCCCCUCAACGUGACCUGGCUGCGGGAUGGGGCAGUUCUCUCAGAAAGCCAGACCAUCCGGCCUUUGCCCAACGGAUCUCUGCUCAUCUUGCCCUCUUCUACGGAUGGCCAGGCUCCAGCGGGUGUGGAGGGCGGAUACAGCUGCCUAAGUACCAGCUCGACAGGAGCCCUGACCAGCCGGGCUCUCACCCUGCAUCUCGCCAGCUUGUCCCGCUUUCUUCAGGAUCCUGAACCUCAGGUUGUGCCAGUGGGUGGCACUGCCCGGUUUGAGUGCUAUGUAGAUGGCUUACCAACCCCAAGUAUCACCUGGGAGAAGGACCAGGCACCCCUACCUUCACCUCUAGAACCAUCCAGGUACAUAUCUCUUCCCAAUGGGGUGCUGCAGAUUUUAGGGGUCACUAAAGAAGACGAAGGCAUGUACCGCUGCGUGGCCUUCAACUCUGCCCGCAAGCGCUUCAGCCAAGAUGCUUCGCUCUCAGUUAGCGCAGGUCUGUCUCAGGAGAGUGAGGUGGUGAUUGUGGCUCCACCGCGGAACUCUACAGUGGUCAUGGGUCGUCCGGCUGUGAUGGAGUGCAUGGCUCAGGGUGAACCCAAACCUUUCGUAUCAUGGAGCAGACAGGAUGGGAAGCCUAUAGCUACAGAUGUGGUUGUCUUGGCAACCAACCUAGUGAUUCCUGACACCCGCAGUCACCAUGCUGGAGUAUAUGUGUGUCGUGCCAACAAACCCAAGACCAGAGAUUUUGUCUCAUCUCCCGCUGAACUCCGAGUACUGGCUCCACCAGUCAUCCUCCAGCCCCCAGAGGCGGUGUCCCUGUCCCGGGGGAAUACGGCUCGGUUUGUGUGUAAUAGUUCUGGUGACCCUCCCCCUGCUCUGCGCUGGCUGAAGAAUGGAGAACUGGUCCAGUCUAAUGCCCGGGUUAAGACUCAGAACCCUGGAGUUCUGCUCAUCAACCAACUGCGGCUGGACGAUGCGGGAUACUACCAGUGUAUUGCUGCCAACAGCCUGGGCACCGCCUGUGCCACUGCCAAACUGUCCGUCAUCGUAAGGGAGGGUCUGCCUAGUCCUCCUCGUCAUGUGUCGGCCAUACCCUACUCUAGCACUUCUGCCCUGCUCACCUGGGACCCACCUGAACAUAAUAGUGACCAGAUCAUUGGGUUUUCAGUACACUACCAACGCACAGCAGGCUCAGAAAACAUGGAAUAUCAGUUUGCGGUGAAUAACGACACAACAGAGCUGCACGUAAAGGAGCUGCUCCCUCACACAGCCUACACCUUCUAUGUAGUGGCCUACUCGCCCAUGGGCGCCAGCCGCCCGUCACAGCCCGUUACAGUGGAGACGCUGGAGGACGUUCCCAGCGCUUCUCCACAGCUGUCCCUGCUGAGCACAUCUCCCACUGAUAUCAGAGCCAUGUGGCUGCCUCUGUCCUCACAGCUGAGCCGCGGAGCCAUCACACGCUACCGCAUAGACUACAGAGUGCUGGAGCAGGUGGAUCACAUCUACUCAGUGGAAGUGGGUGGGAAUGAGACGCAGGUGACUCUAAGGGAUCUGAAACCAAAUCAAACGUACCAGCUCCGGAUUGCGGCGGGAACGCGAGCUGGGUUCAGUCAGUCUUCUGAGUGGGCCUCCCACCACACACCAAACCUUACUCAGGUGCUCUUUGCUCCCACUGAGCUCAAAGUGAGAGCCAAAAUGCAUUCCCUCCAUGUCACAUGGCAGCCACCACCCAAUCAUACUCAGAUCACCGGUUAUAAGCUUUCCUGGCAGGAAUUGGAUGUAGAGGAGCUGCCCAGUGAGGAGAAGCCUAUGAUCAAUGAAAGGAUUCAACAGAUCAAACUGAGGAAGAGAGUGAAACACCAUGAGGUCACAGGCCUUGCUCCUGAUCAGCUGUAUGAGGUGAAAGUUUGGGCGUUUAAUAAACAGACUGACGGUUAUCCUGCUGUCUGGAAGGGCAGAACAGAGAAGCUCACACGAGUGCGGACGACAGACUCUCUCCCACCAUUGCCACCCAUCAGCGUUAGAGCUCGUGCGAACAGUUCCACCUCUAUCUGGCUCCGCUGGGAGAAACCGCACUUUAGCAAUGUGCGAAUCAUCAACUACACUAUACGCUGCAGCCCCGCAGGAAUACGCAAUGCAUCGCUGGUCUCUUACUAUACCAGCUCUUCUCAGGAGAUUUUACUGGAAUCACUAAAGCCCUUCACCAGCUAUGAAAUUGCUGUGCAGUCUAAUGGAGCUGAUAUGAGUGGCCCUUUCAGCAGCACAGUGGAAGAGUCCACACUUCCAGACAGACCCUCCUCUCCUCUGGAUAUGCAGUUGAGUGCACUAGACUCAUACUCUGUUCUGGUGAGCUGGCGCCCUCCACUGGAGCCAAAUGGUGUCAUUUUGACCUACUGGAUCCUCUACAGUGGCAACAUCAGCCAUCCAGAUCAACUGUGGAUAAACCUCACACAUGAUGGUUCUGUUACUAGUGCAGAGGUCCAAGGCCUGAUGAGUGGGACACGUUAUUAUUUUAAGAUGGGGGCCUGUACUGAAGUUGGGGUGGGACCAUAUUCCCCUGUGAAAGAUGUCUAUACUCCUCCAAAGAAAUAUGAGCUGGAUAUCCAUGCUGUGACUGGUAUCAUAGUUGGAGUGUGUCUUGGUCUGCUCUGCAUCCUGCUCUGCAUGUGUGUCAGUUUCCGCAAUGGAAAAACACGAGAUGUGUCUGGUGGACUUGACUCGAGUUCUCUGAGUCCUCAGUACAGGAAGGGUGCCCGUCCAGUGCCUGCUACUGCGCCUGACUGCAGUGACUGCCAUGAGCUGGAAACCCUCAUGCCCUCUAGUGCACAAGACCCCAACAAACCCCUCACAGACCUCACUGAGGAACAGAGUCUCAUGGCUAAUGUAGAAGGCGCUGACGAUGCCCCUGCAGAAUCCAAGCCAGCCUGGAAUGGAUCUGUUAGUCGGAACUGGGCCAAUAGGAUCACCAGAUACAGAGAUACUAUAACCGAAGAUUCUUCUGCUCUCAUCAAUGGAGCUCUUGAAGGACCACCGUCAGGCAACAGUAAGAGCGGGCAUGUGGAGAGCCUGUAUUCCCUCAGCAAGAACCAGGUGGAGGCUGAAGUCAUCGUACAUUCACAGCUGUCAAACACGACGGCUGACCAGGGUCCACAAAGCGACAUGGAGCGCUCUCUCGAGUCUCCAUCUUCCAAGCACCCUUCUCCUGGAGAGAAGGCGACGCCAUCAAUCCCGCAUCCACCUUAUGCCCACAGCGAGGACAACCAUGAGACUCAAUCUCCAUCUCCGACCCCAAGCAAUCACAUCUCAGAAGUACUGUCCAAUCACAAUGGACCAUUUGAGAGUGGGCUCAGCCAGCCAACAAUGGGUGGUGCCAAAAACCAAGGAGUGGGGCUUACCAAUGGCUUCCACUCAUCCAAACCCCUUCGUUCAAAGGCUGAGACCCUGGAGAACGGGGCCCACAGACUGUGCCCCACAGGAAAGGUUCUGCCCUCACCAGGUCUCCCAGCUUCCCCCUCAUCCUUUGCCAGCUCUGGCCUUGUCCAUUCUACCUCAGGGGCGCAUAACUACGUGUACCCCUAAGCUGGAAGGAAGGAAAGCGUAACAAACGGUGUUCCCAAAGUUCUGGGACAGAAAAAGCCAACAGAGGAGACCAACGAGUGGCACCUUCCUGCUGGAGAAGUUGAAGUUUUCUCGUAGCCACGCACACCACUUCUCUCGGCUGUUUUAUUGCAACCUUUUGGUUCCAUUAUUUUAUAUGUAUGUACAUAUAGAAUAUUUUUUUAGCACUAGUAUCCAUGGAUAUGCAUUUUAGGGCAUAUCAGUGGCACACUUUAACCCCUCUUUGUGUGCAUGUACGGAAUGUGCUGAAGUGGUUUAUAUGUUUACAUGCACACGUGAAGUCAAGAGUGUUCGUACUUAGAGAUGAAGUCAAAGGAUCCUGAAAUCAGCCCUACACAAGGAAACAGAACUCAUUCACGGGACGAACGUCACGUAUCGGUCCGAGAUCAGUGCCAACGGGUGGAGAGAAAAUAACCCUGCCACAAAGUACCACCUCCUGCUGUCUCAGGGUCACCACACAUAAACACACAAACACACACAGAUCUGUGCUUAAAACGGUUCUUGCUGAAAAUUUGUACCAUUUUUCAGUUCCGCCUAUUCUGGUUUUUAAAGGGAUUGUUCACCCAUAAAUGAAAAUUUUGUCAUUUACUCUCCCGCACAUUGCUCCAAACCUGUGCAUGGACAAAAAUAUUGUUUGUUCUCUGCAGAAGAGAGAAAAUCAUACAGGUGUGGAAGAACUUGAGGGUGAGUAAAUGACAGAACUGUCUCUUUAACUUACACUUUCGCAUACAUACACGUGCAAACAAACUCGAAUACAAUACAAAUAAAUAAAAACACACAUUCCCUGACUGGAGCGUAGUGUCUCAGGAGUCUCAAAUUCAAGGUGCAUUUGUACAUACACGAUUGCUGUAUCAAAUACAUGUAGAAAAACAUGACAAAAAUGAAGAAAAAAAAUAUGAAGGAAAACAAUACAAAAGGAACACUAAGAAUCCAUGUACAUUUUCUAUCAUUUCAACUCUGAGUGUACUUGUAAAGACACAUCACACUGAUUCAUGCUCCAAGUUUUUCUCAGUCAACAGCACUACCUCAUUUCUUUACAGGAUUGUUUUUUUUUGUUUGUUUUUUUUUCUGUGUGAUUUUAUGAGUAUAGUUAAGAAGGCAACUUCUUAUGGGCGGAUUUUGAGCCGUCUGAUUCAUAGCCUUUGGAUAAUUGCAGAAUCUACUGCCCUUCUCACUCUGUGUCUGUAUUCUUGUGUAAUGGUUACUGAAACUUUCGUCUCUGAUUAUUAGCCUGUGUGCAAGCAUGUGAUCAUCUGUUUGUGUAGUCCUUUGCUAUGGAAAACAAAACUUUCUGCAAUAUACACUUCAGAUGAAGGGUUAUAAACACAAUGGAAGGCUAACCACAUGGUUUAACUAAAGACCUCAUGGUUUGUGUCCAUAAGAUCUACCUGUUGACAUGCCAGACAUCUCUUUUUCUCAGGAACUUCUACGCAGGGAGUCUGAGAAGAACAUUUUCAGCCAAACUAGGAAAUAGCCUCCAUCUCUCAGACAGGUCUUGUCCCAUACCAUAUUCUUUGUCCUUAGGCCACGCGUCUGUCAGCAUUUAGAGUUCAUCUGGAACUGUAAAUAAAUUUUGUCCUCCAUGCAAAAACAUGUUGUAUUGCUGCUGAGAGCAGGAUCUGUGUCUGUUGCGCUUCCUUUUUAUGCAUUUUAAAUGCUUAUUUAAAGUAGUUACUUUUAUGUUAACGCUGUUAUUUUGGAAGAGAAACGUCAACAAACUUUCAAAAUCCUGCCGUCGUACUUCAGGUCAUUAACAGGACUGCCCAUGAUGCCAACAACAACUCUCAGUCUAGUCAGUCUCAGUCAUCGCCACAGUUCAGCUGAUUGUCAAUAACUUCUCUGAAUAGUGCUUUGGUGCUUGAGCAAGACUGGGUUACUUUUAAGAUGGUCUUUUAAACAUUCCAGUUUUUGUAUGUACAGCAGGCCAAACUCAGGGCGGAUCAUGUAGGAAAGGAAGAUGAUGAAUGUCUGAAUUACUCUGGCUGCUUUUUAACAGCAUACAGUAAGCAACUCGCGUCGUCAUUUGUCACACUUCUAAAUGUACAGUGGCCAGUCCACAGCAACAACAACCACAAGAGUCAAUGCUUUUACUGAGAUUAUAACAUAUUUGUUCAAUAUGCUUCAUGUCAGUUCUGUGUUAAUAGGACUGUUCACCCGAAAAUGAAAAUUCUGUCAUUAUUCACAUAUCCUCAUGUCGUUCCAAGCCUGUAAGACUUACUACUUCUGCAAAAAAGAAGAUAUUCUGAAGAAUGUUUCCAAAACAACAUUGAACCCCAUUGACUUUCGUUAUAUGGACAAAAAAAUAUCUUCUUUUGUGUGCUAUAUGGUAGCAGACUUUUCAUUUUUGGGUAAAGGAUCUGUUUAAACUGCAAAAAUUGGUUGUUUCGUCGUCACAGAAAUCUUUUUUGUUCUGUUCUGAUGUGUUUGUUGUCAAACAUGCAGUCUUAGCUUUGCUCCAGAGUCUUAUAAAUCAGAUUACAGCGUUUAGCACAUCCCACCUUCAGCAUUAGGAAUGUGUGAGGCAAAUGUCUCGUUAUGUCUAAAAAUAAGGAAAUUGUGGUUUUGCCAGGGUCAGCAGAUGUCUUGUCACUCUCAGAUAUGCAUUUAAUUGUUCGGAAACAGCCCUUCAGGAUAAGUUCUAAUUCAGAUACCUCAUUUGCUGCUUGUUAAUUUAAUUGCAGUUAAACAUGGCACAUACUGUAUGUGUAAAGGCUUCAGUAGUUUUCUUAAACUAGAUGAGUUGAUUGUCUCAUUUUACCUCAUUUUGAAGCAUCAGGCUGGAUUUUGCUUAACUAUAUUAAGCAUGGAAAGGUUGUCAUUUGUGUGGAUAAAUCUUUUUGCAGAGAGGAGAAUAGCAAAAUGCAUGAAACGAGAGUUUAGAUGAUCAGAAGGUUCCCCUGUCAAGCCAUACCUCUCAAAACAGACACAUGGUUGCAUAUGGGCCAUUUUUAUACUGUGCGUAUAAUCAGUGCUUAUUGCUCAGGUGCCCUGUCUUUGCAUAAAAACUCCGGAGGAAUGCAGCUGCUUACUGAUGUAAAGCAAGUGUGUGUGAAAACCUCACCAGUCCUCCUGGAAAAUGUCGGCUUUAAUGACAGGGGAAAAGCAACAACAAAUAGUAACACUGAUGCACAGGCAUUUUUCUAAAGAAAUCAUGUAUUCUAACAGCUGUUUUCUCUGGUGCUUCAUGGUGACCUUUCUAUUCUGGUGAUGUGAGAAUUCAUCCCUUUUUGUAUCCCCCGCCCCCAAACCAGCAGACCUGUGCUUUUCUGAGAUUCUCAGCACACAUACUGUGGACACAUUUGUGUAACACCAGCAGCAGUAUGGUCUCUGACAUCUGUCGGUUGAAUGUGAGAGACACAACAUCAGUCUCUGCACACACAAAACUACACUAACCCAGUAUGAUUACAGCAUGUGUCCGUCUGUUAUUUGUUUGUAUGCUCUCAUGGCCGUCUUUGUAAAAUCAAAUCUAAAGAUUGUAAGGGUUUUAAGACAAAGGUGAAGGAGCUUUCAUUGACCAUUCAGUUUCUAUUUCUGAGAUGGGGCAAUAUUGUUUGACCCCCCCCCCCCUAUAGGAAUGUUAUACUGUACAGCGCUAUGAUCUGUAGAUCUUAUUUUCCGCGCUGUGGCAUCAGUUUUUCAUAGUCAGAAUAUAUAUAUAUACGAAAGUGUCAAUUUACUCACUUAGAUUGGAUCUAAUCAUUUUAACUGGAACAAAUGUGCCCUAUGAAUAAUUGAUGCAGUGAAAUUAUAUCUGAUGACUCAUCAAAUGUUGGUACUCAAUUAUAUCAUGUACGUGAGCUGUGAAGGGUAGAGUUUGAUGAAGGAUGGAUGCAGUGGAGGACAGUAUAAUAUUAUAAUGUUUAUGUUCUUCUGUCACUGUCUCUGUGAGAUUUGCAGCAGAAAAGUCUCUGCAAACUUGUACUAUGUAAAUAAACAUCUUAAAAAAAAAGAAA